Molecule: messenger RNA, 1968 nt
Organism: Truncatella angustata
Lineage: Eukaryota; Fungi; Ascomycota; Sordariomycetes; Amphisphaeriales; Sporocadaceae
Product: Alpha/Beta hydrolase protein
Exons: 6
Coding region: 1-1968 (655 amino acids)
Source: RefSeq, a predicted model, not a curated record
AUGCCGGUACCUUUUAUUGGGCGGUUAAAUCCCACCGAGUACGUCGCUCUGGUGGGAUCUUUCUGUCUCGUCGGCCUCGAGGCCAUUAUCCGAAUCCUGACCCUCGCCCUACCUAAUUCCUUGCUCCAACUCUUCUACGGCGCUUCACGACGACUCUUUAACAGGUACACGUCGCCAAAGCAAAAGAAAGCCCAGGAACAUCGCAAGUCUUUAUCAACCUCGAUUCAGAAUGCUUCCGAUUUCGUUGAUCUAUGCGCCGCCUUCGGCUACACCGCAGAGGAACAUGUCGUCCAGACGAAGGAUGGAUAUCUCCUGGGUGUCCAUCGUCUAGCAUGGCGCAGGGGCGAGGAAGACAUGAAGGUCAACAGUGGGCCCAACGGCUUGAACGGCUUGAGAAAGAAGGUCAUCUAUAUGCACCACGGGCUUCUGAUGAAUAGUGAGGUCUGGGUUUGCCUCACAGAUCCUCAGCGUUGUCUCCCAUUUGUCUUGGUGGAUAGGGGGUACGACGUCUGGUUGGGCAACAACCGAGGAAACAAGUACUCCAAGAAGUCUAUCAAGACAUCACCGCAAAACAUCGACUUCUGGAACUUUUCCAUCGAUGAGUUUGCUUUCCACGAUAUUCCAGACACCAUAUCGUACAUCCUAGAGUCCACCAAGCAGCCCUCGCUCUCCUACAUCGGCUUUUCUCAAGGUACUGCGCAGUCUUUUGCCAGCUUGGCCAUCCACCCGAAGCUUAAUGAGCAGGUCAAUGUCUUUAUCGCGCUCGCCCCAGCCAUGUCACCCGCUGGCCUGUCCAACGGCAUUGUUGACGCCCUGAUCAAAGCCUCGCCCCAGGUUUUGUUUCUCCUUUUCGGCCGACGCUCCAUCCUUGCUUCGGCUACCAUGUGGCAGUCUAUCCUCUACCCUCCUAUUUUCGUCCGCCUUAUUGACAUGGGUCUGGACUUUCUGUUCGGAUGGAAAGCCCGGAACAUCUCCAUGUCGCAGAAGCUCGCUGCAUAUCCUCACUUAUACUCCUUCACCAGCACCAAAUCCGUGGUCCACUGGUUCCAAAUCAUCCGCAACAAGUCCUUCCAAAUGUAUGAUGACGAUGUGCAUCCACCCCUCAGCAAUGCGAGCAAGUACACCAAGGUCGCCAAAUAUCCAACCCGCAACAUCAAGACGCCCGUUGUGCUUGUCUACGGAGGCAGCGAUUCCUUGGUGGACAUCAAGGUCAUGCUGCGCGAACUUCCCAACAGAACUGUUGCCACCGAGAUCCCUCACUACGAGCAUCUGGAUUUCCUCUGGGCUCGAGAUGUCGAUACGCAGGUGUUCCAGCAUGUCUUCGAUGCGCUCGAUAACUUUACCGAUGCCGAACACUCCAAGGAGGAGUUUGAAAGCUACCGCCGUGCUCGGCACUUAAGCUUAGGUGCUUCGGCAUCCUUUCGACAUCACCGAUACCGCAACAGCGACGCCUUGGAGUCCGAUUCCGCAUCGGGUACCGGUCUGCUUGAAAACAAGCCGGAUCCUGCCAUGGCGCACCAUGCCCGGGAGAACAAUGCCAGCCCAGCAUUGACCGCUCCCGAAUCCCUCGUAACCGACACGUCAGGCACGACUCUGACGAACCUUGAUCCAGAGCCAGAGCCAGAGCCCGAGCCAUCCUACGCUCGGGUUGCCGCCGAAACCCCGCCACCAAGCUCACCCAGUAGAGUUACCUUUGAUCGUGGUGUGGAAACCCCUGUGCGCCAACAACGCGAUACAAGGAUACCAAGUCCCACUUUUAGCAAUGUCGCACGAGGCUCCCAUAGGAGACGAGGCAGCACAGCAAGUAAUCUAAGCUUCGACUCGCCAAAGGAUGGCAGAGGCAAGGGUGGUGGAAUCAGAAUAGGCACUUCAAAACCUAUUGGGGGCUUGGUCUCCGGCGCAAGCAGUAACGCUGAUUUGACCGCCAGUAGUGGGGACGAGGGAAGCCUAUCCAGGAAAGACCAGUAG